Messenger RNA from Pocillopora damicornis (cauliflower coral), 266 nucleotides. Its product is annotated as 3-phosphoinositide-dependent protein kinase 1. Gene Ontology annotation, biological process: peptidyl-serine phosphorylation; intracellular signal transduction. The record is from RefSeq and is a predicted model, not a curated record. Lineage: Eukaryota; Metazoa; Cnidaria; Anthozoa; Scleractinia; Pocilloporidae. Gene Ontology annotation, molecular function: ATP binding; protein serine/threonine kinase activity.
CCCAUUCCUUCUCAGGUCAGCGGUUGCGUCUUCUACAAAGCCUCCCGUAAAAAUAGUUUUCUUCUUUCAGAAUGUUUCAUCUGCUCUUUUAGCCUUUUAAACCCACAGAUAUGGCAGAAAAUGGGGUAAAAAGAGAGAAUGCUGCUUCAGGCUCUUCAUCCUCUAACCCUCAAUCACCGACAUCUUCAACAACUCCAGCUGUGAAGAAAAAAAAGCCUGAAGAUUUCAAGUUUGGAAAGGUUCUUGGUGAAGGGUCAUUUUCAACU